AUGCAUAUCGUCUUAUACGCAAUCAAAUACUGUAUUUCUCAAGUCCAAGUAUCAGAAAAGACUGAAAACAGUGGCUCUGUGCAGGGGCGGAUCCAGGAUUUGAGAGAGGUAUCUCAUAGUUGGAAAGAAACAAUUGAACACCUUGAGCAAUACUAUCAGUUAUGGCGACAUUUAUGUUUACGCGACAUUCACAGAGCCUCUUUGAUAGACAUCAUAGGCUUCAACCCUUUGUCGGAUGAUUAUCAGCAGAAGGAUUCUGUUGAUGGUGACGCAGAGUUCGAAGAUUUGUGGAAGAACGUCUACAGGACCUGGAGGACAAGCCAAGUCUUGAGUCCUUACAAACGAAUAUCCUACCAGCUUACUGACGUUAAUAUACAUAAUCCCGGGCUUGAUCCAUCAAGCGAUCUUGUACAAAUCGGAACGUAUGUGUAUAUUCUAAAGCAUAUUUGUGGACGUGGGGCUAAGUUAUUUGUAUGGAAUAUUGAUACCGGUCACCGAGUCGUACAUUCCCAAACACUAAAAGGCAUAUUAUUUCCCAAUAGAUCAACGUCAAUAGUUCCAUACUUGCAGAAUCCACUCUGCAAGUUUUCAAAGCAUCAAAAUUUGACACAGCAUUCCCUCAUAAUAUCGCGUACUGAUAAUUCUCUCGAGUGGUGGGUAUUUUCUGAUGGGGAGUUUCGUUUGGUAAAGACAUUAUAUGUGAGAUAUAAGCAUGUUUUGAGAAUCUGGCACAACAAGUUAGUAAUCGCAAGUGAAGAUUGUAUAAAAGUUUAUAAUCUUGAAAUCAAGGAGAACGAAUACAACUUUCAUUUAUGUAAAAUGUCCGAAGAAUUACAAAAGAGAUUGCUUUUGACGUCAAUCAAUGUUUGGGACAACAAAUGUUUGUUUAGACAGCUAACAUAUCGGUAUGUAGGGCGGUUAUCAAUUGUGAUUUAUGAUUUGGAUGACCUUCAACCUCAAGUGUUUCAAGUGUCAUAUGCACCAAGAAGUUAUCCGGGAACUAAUAGGUUUAUGAAUGGCGAUAUGUUAGAUUUGCGGAUAUUUGGUGAUUGCGUUGUAUUCACAGUUUGCAAAGAAUUAUAUGUAUUCAACACCAAAACUGGGGAGCAGGUAAUGCUGGAGAUAGACGGAGCUCAGGUAGAAAGAAAUUUUUCGUGAAAGAAAGAACAUUGAUUUUCAAGAUUUACCAGAAAUUGUAGAAAAUAUCAUUUGGCACCUCGAUGGUAGAAGUGUUUUGAGAGCAAAACAGGUAUCUCAUAGUUGGAAUGAAAUAAUUGAACAC
Messenger RNA from Anneissia japonica, 1282 nucleotides. RefSeq lists its product as uncharacterized. The coding region runs from base 1 to 1158 and encodes 385 amino acids. The record is from RefSeq and is a predicted model, not a curated record. NCBI's taxonomy places the organism in Eukaryota, Metazoa, Echinodermata, Crinoidea, Comatulida, Comatulidae. The transcript is spliced from 10 exons.